UGCGACGCUGUUUGACUACAGUCCGGUGAUGUGGAUGUGGCCAUUACGCACAAACUCGAUUGCCUAUAGAUCUGGACUUUAAAAAGCAUAUUGUUGUUUUAUUUUUUUUCUCUUAUUUUUGUCUGAACAGUCACAUGACGCAAACUGUUGCUUGGAGUCCAGAUUUUGUGGUGAGACUGUGUGCCAGCCAAGUGGAGUCGCGUGUUUAUUUGCUGAUAACCCGCAAAGAAACAUGAACGUCUCCUUCUUCGACGUGACCCAGGGCGCGCUGUUUAAUGGCAGUCAGACCCUCGCUGGGACUCUGGCGACAUACUCCGGCAAUGGCACCGACAACGUGGUGACCGGCGACGGCGGAGGGUCCCUGGUAGUGCAAGACGAGCGCAAACUCUUCGUCAUGCGUGUGGUGCAAAUAGCUGUCCUGUGCGUGUUGUCUCUCACCGUCGUGUUCGGCAUAUUUUUUCUUGGGUGCAACUUGAUGAUCAAAUCGGAGAGCAUGAUUAACUUCCUGGUGAAGGACCGGAGACCCUCCAAAGACGUGGAGACGGUCAUGAUCGGGCUCAGCUAGAGCAUGGAGAACAGGUACUGUGGAAAACUGGAGCGAAGAUCCGGUGUGCGGAUCUGGUACCCAUCUCUUACCGCAGGUCAAGAUCGGCAUCUGCAUGUACUUCUCAAAGACGCUCUCUCUGUGUCCUAGUGAGGAAAGAUAUGCAAAAACUUCACAUUUCCUUCCGAAAAACGACUACAGGAAAGUAGUCCAGCGACAAAUGUGUGUGCGUAAAGUUUGUGCGUAAAACACGGGCAAUUGUUUACACGUGGGCCGAUCUGUUGAAUCCUUUGAGUGAAUUUGAUGUUGCCAACUUGAACAAAGUAACGAAAAUGUUUACAAGCUGUUACCUCAUUUUUUGUUUAGUUAUUUUUUCUU
Molecule: messenger RNA, 922 nt
Organism: Morone saxatilis (striped sea-bass)
Lineage: Eukaryota; Metazoa; Chordata; Actinopteri; Moronidae
Gene: rprml
Product: reprimo-like
Exons: 1
Coding region: 233-565 (110 amino acids)
Source: RefSeq, a predicted model, not a curated record